AUGACUGGCGACACGGUGGAAAAGAAGGAACAGCACGACUUGGAGCAAACCCCAACGCUGGGUGUAGCUGAGAAGGGUGAAGUUGUUGAAAUCGAUGCUGAUGAGGCCCUUAACGCUGUUGCCGGCUUGGAUACGGCCGCUCUGCAGAUUGAUGAGGAGACAGAGCGGCGUUUGUUGCGCAAGAUCGACUUGAACCUUAUGCCUCUCAUGUGUAUUGUUUAUGGACUCAACUACCUUGAUAAAACCACACUGUCGUAUGCGAGCAUCAUGGGUUUGAAACAAGAUCUCAAACUAGUUGGCGAUAAUUACCAGUGGCUAUCAAGUUUGUUCUACUUUGGAUAUCUUGGUUGGGAAUUUCCCACAAAUCGUUUGCUGCAACGCCUUCCUCUGGCCAAGUACUCCGCCUUCAAUAUCAUCAUGUGGGGACUCGUGCUUUCUCUUUUUGCUACCACUGAGAAUUUUGGAGGGGCUGUUGUUAUUCGCCUCUUUUUGGGAAUAUUUGAGGCUGCUGUGACCCCCGGGUUCGCUCUGUUUGUAUCGCAAUGGUAUACUAAAAAAGAACAAGGACUUCGAACUGGUAUCUGGUUCAGUUUUAACGGUUGGGCCCAGAUCUUUGGCGGCCUGGUAGCGUACGGCUUCGCUCAUGGCGCCUCAACCUAUGGCUUUUCAAUCGCCCCGUGGAAGGCAAUCUUCGUCUUUACUGGAGUGCUAACAAGCACCGUUGGAAUAGUGUUUCUCUUUAUCAUGCCUGAUAACCAGCUCAACGCAAGAUUCCUUACCAAAGAAGAGCGAGUGUUGGCUAUUCAGCGAAUCAAGGUUAAUGAGCAGGGAAUUGGAAACAAACAUUUCAAGUGGUACCAAGUCAAGGAAGCCGUUUUGGAUCCUGCCAUCUGGGGCUUUGUUUUCUAUGCUCUGGUCGCCGAUAUUCCCAACGGCGGCAUCUCCAAUUUCUUCAGCCAGCUUAUUGUCUCAUUUGGCUACACGCCCGAACAGAGCUUGCUCUAUGGAACUCCUGGUGGGGCUGUUGAGGUUGUCGCCUUGUUACUAUGCGGAUACUUGGGCGAUCGACUUGGAAGCCGCAUCUUGGUGUGCAUGUCUGGCCUCGUAGUGGCCAUGAUUGGAGUGAUUAUGAUUGUUGCUAUUCCACUGGAUAAGCCUGCUGGCCGAUUAGCUGGUUACUACCUUACCCAGGCGAGCCCAACUCCAUUCGUUGCUCUGCUGUCUUUGAUAUCUACCAAUGUUGCCGGGUGGACCAAAAAGACAACAGUGGCAGCAAUGUAUCUGGUUGCAUACUGCGUUGGAAAUAUUAUUGGACCCCAAACUUUCCGACCGAAAGAUGCACCGGAGUACCGGCCGGCCGAGAUUACAAUCUUGGUGUGCUGGGCAGCCUGCCUCGUAGAUCUUGUGUUUAUCUGGUGGUGGUACCGUCGACAAAAUCUCAAGAAGAGUCUCGUGCGAGCAGACCCGUCUUAUACCAAGGUUGAGAAUCAAGAAUUCCUUGACAUGACGGAUAAAGAGAAUCCGGAAUUCAAUUAUUCUCUGUGAGAUCUUGUAUUUGAGAUAGUAGAGGCAUAUUGACAAUUUUGCAAAUGGAUUAGGAAAAUCUGUAGAGCCAACUCUUAGAUUUCAUGCCUUUCACUCCCUGCCAUAAGCAGCUCAUUGUCUAAUAGUCUUGCGCAGCGAUUAAUU
Trichoderma virens Gv29-8 is the source of this 1689-nucleotide messenger RNA. RefSeq lists its product as uncharacterized. Gene Ontology annotation, molecular function: dipeptide transmembrane transporter activity; allantoate transmembrane transporter activity. Gene Ontology annotation, biological process: tripeptide transport; transmembrane transport; allantoate transport. The record is from RefSeq and is a predicted model, not a curated record. The transcript has 9 exons. The coding region runs from base 1 to 1545 and encodes 514 amino acids. Lineage: Eukaryota; Fungi; Ascomycota; Sordariomycetes; Hypocreales; Hypocreaceae. Gene Ontology annotation, cellular component: plasma membrane.